AAUAUCCAUUUAAAAAGCCGCUUUCUCUUACCAUUACAAGGAAGAACCAAAUCAAAUUCUCCAAUUCUCUAUUAUACAUUGAAGGGCUUGUACACUUUUUUGUUUCUUACAAUUAUUGUAUUGUGAUCAUCAAUGGAAGAAGUCGAGAUUCCUCAGUAUUUCAUCUGUCCUAUAUCACUGCAAAUCAUGAAAGAUCCAGUCACGGCCAUCACCGGCAUCACCUACGAUCGUGAAAGCAUAGAGCACUGGCUGAAGACGGCCAGGGACACUACAUGUCCGGUCACGAACCAGCCUCUGCCGAGAGAUUUGAACUUGACGCCUAAUCACACUCUACGGCGGCUGAUUCAAGCUUGGUGCGUUUUAGGCCGUGUGGAGCGAAUCCCUACGCCAAGAUCUCCUCUCAACAAACAAGAAGCUCUUCAUCUCAUUGAUGGUAUUGGGAAUCCCAAUUUAUGCAUGAAGAGUUUACUGAAAUUAGAAGCACUAGCGACAGAGAAUGAGAGUAACAAGAAGUGCUUGGCAGAAGCCGGUAUCGGGGAGGCUAUGGUUUCCUUGACCACAAAAUGUUUCAAGGAAGGUAAGACAAUCGGUCUCGAAGAAUGUUUGAGAAUUCUCCAUCUAGUUUGGAGUUCGUCGUCCGAUGAAAUCAAGCCUCAUGUCAAAGAAAAUAAUGAUUUCGUUGAUUCGUUGACAUGGGUUUUGGGUUGCAAGAUGGAUAACCAUGCUACUUUAAGAACCUAUGCGGUGUUACAUAUGAAACAAGUAACCGAAGUAGCAACCACAAGCCUAUUGGAGAGGUUAAAGCCUGAAUUAUUCAAAGGGAUUGUGAGGGUCUUAAAAGAUAGAAUCUCACAACAAGCGACUAAAGCGGCGUUACAAGUACUAAUUGAAGCAUGUCCUUGGGGAAGAAACAGAUUGAAAAUUGUGGAAGCUAAUGCGGUUUUCGAGCUCAUAGAACUCGAGUUCGAAAAGCCCGAGAAGAACAUCACUGAAUUCAUAUUCAAUCUCUUGGCACAACUGUGUUCUUGCGCGGAUGGGAGGGCUGAGUUCUUGAAUCACGCGGGAGGCCUCGCGAUGUUAUCGAAGAGAAUAUUAAGGGUUUCACCGGCAACAAACGAUGGAGCAGUACAUAUACUUGGUUUGAUUACGAAAUUUUCAGCCACAAAUGAAGUUCUUUCGGAGAUGUUAAGGGUUGGUGUGGUGUCUAAAUUGUGCAUGGUGAUUCAAGCAGAUUGUGCUCCUUAUUUGAAAGAGAGAGCAAGACUGAUUCUUAGGUUGCAUUCUAAUGUGUGGAACAACUCACCUUGUAUUGCUGUUUAUUUGUUAACAUGGCAACCUCGUUAAUUAACUUUAAUAUUGUAUUUUGUUCUAUACAUGGUGUAAAACAGUUCAUUAGAUAAAGGCAGAUGAAUGGAUAUAUAUUAUGAAUACCUGGACUGCAAUCUCUAUCUUGACUUUUGUUU
Messenger RNA from Tripterygium wilfordii, 1463 nucleotides. RefSeq names its product E3 ubiquitin-protein ligase PUB23-like. Gene Ontology annotation, molecular function: ubiquitin protein ligase activity. NCBI's taxonomy places the organism in Eukaryota, Viridiplantae, Streptophyta, Magnoliopsida, Celastrales, Celastraceae. The transcript has a single exon. Gene Ontology annotation, biological process: protein ubiquitination. The record is from RefSeq and is a predicted model, not a curated record. The coding region runs from base 133 to 1344 and encodes 403 amino acids.